GGGAAGAUAAAUUGCCCUCACAUUUUAUCUACAUUUGUCUCAACAACAGAGAACGGACAGAGUAAAUCUGAACAAUUUUGUAUUGGGAAAUUCAAGUGGAAGAAGAAUGGAUGUAAUCUCCUAGUUUUAUGGGAAGGAAAUAUUGACGAGCAAUUUGGGUUGGUUAUUUGCGUUUUAGCCGCCAAGAUAAUUGACGUUCUUGAACAAGAGCUACCAGCUGAAUUUAAGAGGAAGUACGGACUAUCCUGGAGUUUGAUAAAGGCGUCGUUGGGGAGAAAACCAGAACCCAUCGUUGAAGUAAAAGUUAACAUCAAAAUGACGGUCAUGCCUGGGUAUCAGGGAACACCAAAGCCGAUAAUGUACGUGGGGAGGAAAGUCAGCAGUCCUGAUGCUUUUUCACAAUGGUUGCUUGCUAUGGGCUUAGCCUCACCGCCGAAUCCUCCAGUAGUUCUCAACAGCUUGCGAUAUGAUGAUAACACCCACGUGGUGACUUUCCAUCUGCGCGAGGAAGACUGGAAUGAACACAACUGUGCAUCCACGAUAUGGAUAUCAUCCGACGAAUUGAUAUCUGUCAUCAAUUGUGAACCAGUGAGUCUUGGUGAUGAGAAUGUGCAGAGUGUUGAACGGGUUGAUCCUGUCGAAACAUUUGGUCUGUUUGCAAGGCAGACUUUCACGGUGGUGGAAUCCAACGAAAAAUGCCAAGCACUUAAGGUACUAAAAGUGGAGGAGAACAUACAUUUUUAUUCUGCAGAACUUGAGAUUCUAGACUAAACCAUAUGC
This is a messenger RNA of Stylophora pistillata, 780 nucleotides long. RefSeq lists its product as uncharacterized. NCBI's taxonomy places the organism in Eukaryota, Metazoa, Cnidaria, Anthozoa, Scleractinia, Pocilloporidae. The record is from RefSeq and is a predicted model, not a curated record.